CGUCAAGGCUGCGAGGACUGCGUCGCUACAGAACAGAAAAGCUCGACCAAUGUGGACAUUGUCGAGUAAUGGCAUAGCUCGAUAAUGGCGACAAUUGGAGAACCGGGAGGAUGCUUGACGUGAACACGCUUUGGUCUGCUGGGCUCGACCAAUGUGGACGGCUGGAGGCUUGUUUUUCUCGUGGCCCGAUAUGCCGCAGGUGUCCUCGUCUGAACAGACAUUCGGGUGGGAUUCAAACGAAACCGCUCUCGCACCGACAGUUUCUAAAGUCUGAUUAUGACGAGGAUGAUGAUGAUGAUGAUUCCGUUAGGCAGCUUCAAUGAUUCCCUCGGUGAGUCCGGUUAUGGCGACGAGUAUUGUGAGAUCGAGCGUCCGCAAUCAACGCUGAGUGCCGCUCGUGGAGAUUUCCCGAGUACACUGUAAAGUACAGCGAGUGAGUCACUGACAUGCCACCGCGAUCUCGGUGGCCAAAUGGGAGACUGUUUCCAGUAUCUCGCCCAUGGCCGGGCCGACGAAUGAUCAACUCCUGCGCGAAUCACUCGCGCAGAAGUUGGAUCUAUAGUAUUGUUAACUGAGACCUGCGAUUCGCUGCAUGCGGACAAUCGGGGCAACUACAGUGACCGACAUAUACAUUAUUCCCAUGGAGCUGCCCUUUGUCAUUGACCUUGACUCGCUCUAGUGCACGAGGAAUGAAGCUUGCGUCAACAUACGCUCGGAACCGGAUCCUGAAUCAUCAAUCUCAGACUAAAGACUACGGACUCCAGCAAUCUAUUUCAUCGUUUUAUCUGUGCACCAGGUUUGAAUCAAGAGCAAUCCGAUGAAAUCUCUCGUUUCAUCGAACUCUGAGCCGAAAGCUGGAAAUUGGCAGCUGGCUGGCUAGCGUUGCCGCUAAUUCGCAGCAGCCUCUUGGGAUCUACAUCCGUAAAGUGGACAUAGCCGGCCGGCCUGGUGAAACGCACGAGUUGGUAGCCUUUUUAAGUCCUGCCUUGGUGUUCCAUUCCAGGACGGAAGUGAAAUCAUGAUGACUGCAGGGAUUGAGUCCCGUGCUCUUUAUUAAACUGUCGAUGCUCAGGCUAAAUAAGAGAAACAGAAAUAGGCUCAAGAUUUGUGCCGUCGGCGGUCUCUUUGAGUUAUUCCUUGAAAUUCGAAGGUCUGCGUGUUUUCCGUUUUCAAUGACCGUCUGAGGGAUUCGGCAAGAGAUCAUUCGAUCCCCGAGAUGCGCACGGGAGUUUUAUCUCAACGAUGCUUUGCUUUGCUCUGCCUGCCUGCACCGCAACUUCGUCUCUUCAAAGUCCACAAUUGGACGUCUUCGAACGAGAUACCCGACGCCAUUCUCAUGAUUCCGCACGCAUCUGGACAGGGUAUUAUUCGUUCCAGCCAUCAGGUUCCGUGUCUUUGGUUGGACGUAAGGUGCCGGGAGAGACGAUCGACCGGGAGCUCUACCCGAAGCCACGUGAUGUAUUUCUAAUAACGUGACGGAUGGAUUCUUCGACCUGCAAAUGAUUAGUUAAGCGCACGGGAUUGUCUUUGGGAUGCUUUGCUUCUGCCGGAUUCGAGAUUUUCUGCUCUUGUACUCGAAGUCUACCAUCGCACAUCUACGACGAAAUACUCGUACGCCUUUCUGAUGAUUCAGGUUUCAUCUGGACAGUGAUUCGCUCCAGAUUGAAGGUUCCGGGGCUUUGGUUGGACCUCUGGAUGGAUGCGAUGGAAUCUUCGAGUUGCAAAUGAUUACUUAAUCGCACUUGCCCGAUUCCCAGACCCAGACGUGAGCCGAGCCGAGGAGUGGAGAGCUGAUGAUGACCAAACUGCUGCUGACGACCUCGAAUUGCUUUAAUGUUGUGAGACUCGGAGCAAACUUCUCUUGAUGGCUGCGAGCACGUGUUACCGAGCCCUGUGCGAAAACUGAUUGAUCGGCUUGGGUGAAGAUUCAGAACCAUACCAAUCAAAUGAUUGCAGAAUCACUGCGCAGGUUGAUGCCGAUCUCAGAGAACCAACUCCUUCGAUGUUUCAGCUGGCCAGCAUAUGGAGCGUCGUGGACCUUUUGAAGAUAUUAGAGGUGCCUUGACGAACCUCAGGUGGGGGACCACAGAAAGAAGCGCGAAGAUACUCAUAGAGAGUGGGCUCGAUCAGAAAUAGAAACCUUAUUUAUGUCUCCAAAGGUUGAGGGCACCCUUACUUAUGUGGACCCAACUCCUUCACAGUAAACACUACUUUAGUCAUCGGAUGUCUAAUUUGGUAGGCCACGGGGCUAUGGAGGCGCUCUGAAUCAACAACUCAGAAAGAAGAAGCUUGCAUGAAUCUCGGGUAACCGCAGCCCAUGUUACAAGAUCAGACUGUUGUGUACGAUGACCAUGUGUGCUGAGCCGAGGAGAUUCGCACUUUUGAAGGCAGGCUUCUUGGUGCUGUUGCUAGUCAUGAUUCCUCUUCCUGUUGCUAAAAGCGCGAGGUUACCUGUGCCAGAUGUGCCAAUCAUGACAACCAAGGGUUGCAAGACUUGCAGUUACUGGCUAACUUCCCCGGAGGAGUGCCAAGGACAUUGGCCAUCGGACAGAUGUUACGAUUUUCUCCGGAGAAGUUUGAAAGAGUGCCCAGAUUGCAGAACCAAUAACCACAUUGAUCUGCUCCUGUACUGUAUUGCAAAUUCUCGACUCAGCCGAUCUGAGAUUCUUGAGGUAGGAUGUUGGGCUAUUGCAGAAGACUUUUAGGGUAGGGCAGAUUGAGUGUAGCCCGGGUGGACUCUUCUCCACUUGCAGAUCCGUCGAUACUGAUGAUUGCACAUACUCUCUGAAUCUGGAAUUGGCUCAACACAUGCGAAGUAACGUGCACUUGGUAGCUGCCAGCGCUCUAAGAGAAAGCUGCAGCUGCUGAUCACAUAACACCAGCUUGAUCAUGAGAGCUAUCAGGAUCAACAAAACGAUUGUGACCACUACACCAUAUAGAUGAAUCGGGACCACUGAAGGCAAGUGGCACCAUGAGAUCGAUGGAAAGCGAUGACUUGCUCCGGAUUCAGCUUCAUCUCACUAAUAAAAUUACGGAGGAGAUUUGUUGUUACAGUCAUCACACUUGCUUCUAGCCUUUGCUUAAGCGUUAGAAGGUCUAUCUAGAUGCUAGGUGCUCAGAAGAAUCUGUAGGAGGUCAAGGAAGUUGAGACAUCCUGCUUAAAAGCUGGUUUCACGACAGUGACUGUUGAAGAGGCUCGCCCACUUGCAAAUACAUAGCUGCUACAUCUCGGAGGCACAUUGCAACCUCGCGAGUGUUCCAGCUCACUGUCAUGAGUUAGUCCAUUGACCCCAAGAAAUACGCCUUCAUCGUUUCUGUGGUGUUAGGGAAUAAUUCCGGUCAAACCAUAUCAAAAGAACGACGAAUUAGAGCGGCAUCUCGAAAGCAGCAACGGCCUUCGCCUUAUGAAAAACUGUGUCCUUUCUGUGCUAACCAUAUGCACCGUCGGUAGUUUCUGUACGAACUCUCUCUCCCUCUCUCGGUAUCCUCUUAUCUUCGUCCUUCGGCAUCCACUAUUCAAGUCAACGAGAACCUUCUUAGCUUGUCCGUUGCAAACUUGUUUGUCAUGCUAUUGGAGAACAUGCUCCAUGUACUGUACUGGAGUAGCCCUUCCUGCUAUAGACCUUGUCUAAUGUUGUCAGACCUCGAACUUGGCUGGGACUUUGUCCUUUCCCCUAUUGAAACCUUCUUUAUUGUGGGUAGUUAAAGUGGGACAGCUCUGCCAGAAAUCCGAAGAAUUUCUCUGCAAUACGCAGCUGUAGGCAUUCGACCUUGGACUAGUCGUACUUCUAGACAUACAAACAUUUGGAACAUAUAGCUGCUAUAGAACGAGUUCAGAUACCUCGCUGUCCCCUGUCUUGUUUAGCGGAGGGAGAAGCCGAAUCUACUUAACGCUAUGGAGUUAUACUUGAAGGUUUUAGAAAUGAUAAACAUGCACACAUG
Molecule: messenger RNA, 3942 nt
Organism: Marchantia polymorpha subsp. ruderalis
Lineage: Eukaryota; Viridiplantae; Streptophyta; Marchantiopsida; Marchantiales; Marchantiaceae
Source: the annotation of a GenBank genome assembly